Molecule: messenger RNA, 912 nt
Organism: Selaginella moellendorffii
Lineage: Eukaryota; Viridiplantae; Streptophyta; Lycopodiopsida; Selaginellales; Selaginellaceae
Product: peroxidase 2-like
Exons: 4
Coding region: 1-912 (303 amino acids)
Biological process (GO): response to oxidative stress; hydrogen peroxide catabolic process
Cellular component (GO): plant-type cell wall; plasmodesma
Molecular function (GO): heme binding; peroxidase activity
Source: RefSeq, a predicted model, not a curated record
AUGGCUUUUAAGAUCUUUGCUACGCUGUUCUUGGUCAUCGCGAUCACUGGCCAUUAUCAUGCAAGAGCGUCGAUGCUGGAUCGCGAUUUCUACAAUGAAGAUUGCCCGGAGUUCGAGAUGAUCGUGGCAGCGACCGUGCAAAGCUUUCUCAACAGAGAUCACACCGUCCCGCCGGGAUUGCUCCGACUGGUCUUUCACGACGCAUUCGUUGGCGGGCUCGAUAGCUCGGUCAUGCUCAAUUCAUCCAGCGGGCCAGAUCCACCCGAGAGAGAUGCGAGACCCAACUUGUCACUGCAUGGAUUCGAAGUGAUCGAUGCGAUCAAGGAGCAGCUCGAGGAAGUUUGCCCCGAAACAGUGUCGUGCUCUGAUAUUCUGGCACUGGCAGCUCGCGACGCGGUCGCACUGGGAGCGUUGAAGGAUCUGCCUAGCCCGUUUGAGAACACGACCGCGCUGCUCAAGAAAUUCAGGAAUCGGGGAUUCUCUGCGGAGGAAAUGGUGGUUCUCCAAGGAGGAGGGCACAGCAUCGGUGUUGGGCAUUGCCCAUUUUUCCGGGAUCGCUACUCCAAUUUCAGCGGGACUGCGCAGCCCGAUCCCGCGCUCAAUCCCACGCACGCCAUCUUCCUCAAGGCGAGCUGCGAUCCCAAUGGCAACGCCGCGGUGGCCAACGAUCACGGCUCCGCGCAUUUGCUCGACAAUCACUACUUCCUCAACAUCCAAAAGGGCAAGGGCCUCUUCAACUCGGAUCAAGAAUUCUACUCGGACAGCCGCACCAGAAAAUCGAUCGACAAGUACGCCGCUUCCAGCGAGAAAUUCUAUCUCGACUUCAUAAAGGCGAUGGAAAAGAUGUCGGAGCUGGGCGUGCUGACGGGCUCGCACGGCUCCAUCCGGACGCACUGUGCCAUUGCCAAGUAA